Molecule: messenger RNA, 2204 nt
Organism: Zea mays
Lineage: Eukaryota; Viridiplantae; Streptophyta; Magnoliopsida; Poales; Poaceae
Product: protein NAR1
Exons: 12
Coding region: 721-1905 (394 amino acids)
Source: RefSeq, a predicted model, not a curated record
UGUUUGUGUUUGACCAACCAGCUCCAAAGACCGAAGCAUUCGAAGUCCCCCUGAAACCAAUCCACCGCCGCUCUUCACCGCCACGCCGGAGCUACCCCCCGCCGAAGUGCCCGCUUCCCGCUCUCCUCAUUCACCACCUUCGUCUCGCGGCACGCGCUUAUCUGAGGCAACAGCGGCCGCCUCCUGCCCCGCCGCGGAGCUAUACGUGGAGGCCGGCAUCCCCGUCGCUGCCCGCCCGUUCCCAGGCUACCCAGGGCAGAUUGAUCUCUGUAAUCUCUGAGGCGGAGAAGACCACCCCGAGGCCCAAACAGUCCGGGAACCGAUUGGGGCGCCGCUCGGCCGACGAUGUCGUCGAGCAGGUUCUCGCCGGUGCUGCAGGCGUCCGACCUCAACGACUUCAUCGCCCCGUCGCAGGACUGCAUCAUCUCCCUCAAUAAGAACACCUCCUCCUCCCGCCGCCUCCAGGGGUGUCAAAUCUUGAAAGGCAUGCAAAUUGGGUGUCAAAUAUCAAAAUCUGUUGCCAAGAAUCUACAACUUUGAAAGUGCUAAGGAUAUACCCAUGUACAUUUCUGCUAACAAUUAGCUUCACAUCUGCAUCGUUGGAACUUUAAAAAUCAGAAAGAAACUACAGUGAGCUCAAAACCUCCAGAGGAAGCAGUCAAGAUUUCACUAAAAGACUGUCUAGCAUGCAGUGGCUGUAUAACAUCAGCAGAGACGGUUAUGCUGGAGAAACAAAGCUUGAGUGACUUCAUUGAUCACAUAAACUCUGAUAAAGCUGUUAUUGUAUCUGUGUCUCCCCAGUCAAGAGCAUCACUAGCUGCAUUCUUCGGUCUUUCUCAGUCACAGGUUCUCAGAAAGCUGACUGCUUUGUUCAAGUCGAUUGGUGUAAAGGCUGUCUUUGACACAAGCUCGAGUCGAGAUCUAUCUCUUAUUGAAGCAUGCAAUGAAUUUGUUUCACGUUAUCAGAAAAACCAUUCAUGUAGUGGCCAAGAAGCUGGAGCCAAUCUUCCAAUGAUUUCAUCUGCAUGCCCGGGUUGGAUAUGCUAUGCUGAAAAGACUCUUGGUUCAUACAUCCUACCUUACAUCUCAUCUGUGAAGAGCCCGCAACAGGCAAUUGGUGCAGCCAUUAAGCACCAUGUGGUUGAUAAACUUGGUCUAAAGCCGUAUGAUGUUUAUCAUGUCACUGUGAUGCCCUGCUAUGACAAGAAGCUAGAGGCUGUCCGGGAUGAUUUCACUUUCUCAGUAGACGGUAAAGAGGUCAAAGAGGUGGAUUCAGUACUGACAACUGGUGAAGUGUUAGACUUGAUACAGUCCAAAUCUAUCGAUUUCAAGACAGUAGAGGAAUCUUCAUUGGACAGAUUGUUAACAAAUGUUGAUGAGGAAGGCCAUCUAUAUGGGGUUUCUGGAGGUUCUGGGGGCUAUGCAGAAACAGUCUUUCGCUAUGGAGCAAAUGUAAUUUACAAAAGAGAAAUAGAGGGUCCUCUUGACUUCAGAAUCUUGAGAAAUUCAGAUUUUCGUGAAAUUACAUUGGAGGUGGAGGGCAAACCUGUUUUGAAGUUUGCACUUUGUUAUGGAUUCAGGAACCUGCAGAAUAUUGUUAGGAAGAUUAAGAUGGGAAAAUGUGAAUAUCACUUUAUUGAAGUUAUGGCGUGCCCUUCAGGUUGUCUUAAUGGGGGAGGUCAAUUGAAGCCUGUUCAAGGCCAAUCUGCUAAGGAACUUAUCCAGCAAUUAGAGAGUGUGUACACACAAGAUAUAUCAAUAUCGGAUCCUUUCAGUAACCCUAUCGCGAAAAAACUAUAUGACGAAUGGCUGGGGCAACCUGGUUCAGAGAAUGCAAAGAAGUAUUUGCACACAGAAUAUCACCCAGUGGUGAAGAGUGUGGCCUCACAGUUACAGAACUGGUGAUAGAGGUUUCUUGUUGCACUGGGAACUCCUAUGUUCCUCAAGAGCCAAGAGGAACCUGCAAACCGAGCAAACAUGGCGACCUGUCCAUGCUAAGCAAAUAUGGAUCACACAAGAAUUAAACUUACUCAAGUUUUUUUGGCAUUAUGGCGAAGAAGUUUUGUUAACAUAUAGGUUUUCAGCUGCUUUCUAGUUAAAUGUUGUGCCAGGGAAACAACAGCUAAAUCGCAAUGUGUAAAAUGAACGAAGUAAUGUGUAAAAUAAACAACAGCUAAACAUGGCGACCUUUUCAUUGUCUGGUA